Molecule: messenger RNA, 996 nt
Organism: Drechmeria coniospora
Lineage: Eukaryota; Fungi; Ascomycota; Sordariomycetes; Hypocreales; Ophiocordycipitaceae
Product: succinyl-CoA ligase alpha-chain
Exons: 5
Coding region: 1-996 (331 amino acids)
Biological process (GO): tricarboxylic acid cycle
Cellular component (GO): mitochondrion; succinate-CoA ligase complex (ADP-forming)
Molecular function (GO): succinate-CoA ligase (ADP-forming) activity; succinate-CoA ligase (GDP-forming) activity
Source: RefSeq, a predicted model, not a curated record
AUGCAGGCCAUUCCCAGAACGGCGGCGCGCUCGGCGCUGCAGCAGGCGAGCCGUCGCAGCUACAGCAGCGCUUCGUCCCCGUACUCCAAGACGAUCGAGAACCUGCGCAUCAAUGGCGACACCAAAGUCAUCUUCCAGGGUUUCACGGGAAAGCAGGGAACUUUCCACGCUCGUCAAGCGAUCGAGUACGGCACCAAGGUUGUCGGCGGCACGAACCCCAAGAAGGCCGGUCAGACUCACCUGGACCUCCCCGUCUUCAAGAACGUCUCCGAGGCGGUCAACAGCACGGGCGCCACCGCGACGGCCCUCUUCGUCCCCCCCCCUCUGGCCGCGGCCGGUAUUGAGGAGGCUCUGGAGGCGGAGAUCCCGCUCGUCGUCUGCAUCACCGAAGGCAUCCCCCAGCACGACAUGGUGCGCAUCACGUCGAUGCUCAAGUCGCAGUCCAAGACGCGUCUCGUCGGCCCCAACUGCCCCGGCAUUAUCGCCCCGGGCCAGUGCAAGAUCGGCAUCAUGCCCGGCUUCAUCCACAAGCGCGGCCGCAUCGGCAUCGUCUCCCGCUCCGGCACCCUGACGUACGAGGCCGUCAACCAGACGACCCAAGCCGGCCUGGGCCAGUCCCUCGUCGUCGGCAUCGGCGGCGACCCCUUCAGCGGCACCAACUUCAUCGACUGCCUGAAGGUCUUCAUCGAGGACGAGGAGACGGACGGCAUCAUCAUGAUUGGCGAGAUUGGUGGAUCCGCCGAGGAGGACGCGGCCGAUUUCCUGAAGCAGGCCAACACGGCCGGCGGCGGCAAGCCCGUCGUCUCCUUCAUCGCCGGCAUCUCGGCCCCCCCCGGCCGUCGCAUGGGCCACGCCGGUGCCAUCGUCUCCGGCGGCAAGGGCGGCGCCGACUCCAAGAUCAAGGCGCUCGAGCACGCCGGCGUCAUCGUCGAGCGCUCCCCCGCCGGUCUCGGCAAGGCGCUGUACGACGAGUUUGUCCGACGGGACCUUUUGUAA